Molecule: messenger RNA, 2003 nt
Organism: Cladocopium goreaui
Lineage: Eukaryota; Dinophyceae; Suessiales; Symbiodiniaceae
Source: the annotation of a GenBank genome assembly
UGGAAGCUGCUGGCAAUGGACUGGUGCCCGGAGUGCUCGAAGUAUGUAUGAUGUGUUGGCGCAGGAUGAGCCGGAUCCGGAUGAGCCUCGAAGUCCUCAGGCCGCGUGCGGCACUGGGGUGUGCCCACUUCGGCCCAAGCGGCAGGCCUCGUGCGGCACUGGGGUGUGCCCGCUUCGGCCCAAGCGGCAGGAAAUCGUGGGCGACGAGCUUGAAACUCCGCUCCGAGGUCAACCGCACGAGGCUUCGCGAUCGGUCAGAGAGGCACAAGUGCGCCGGAACGUUUUUUGCAGACCACGGGCCCUGCUCUGCUUGCUGCUGUUUUCGGCAGUGCUUAGCAGCUCAUCCCAAAUUGACGAUUUUGGCGCGUGUUUUGCUCUUCCAACGAAUCGUAGAAGAGGUGCCAGCACCUUAUCCCCGGCAUCGCUCGCUCGAUGACGGGAAGCUUGAAUCCUUGGAGGCGACAGUUCCGGAUGAUUCGGAAGGAUGUCCUGAAACAUGUGCGGACUCAAAGCCAUGUAUCUAUGAAGAUGACACCGUUCGGGACAGUCCGGGCUUCAAGUUCAACGUCGUGGAUAAAGAUCGCGGCGAAGUUGAAGUGGACUUGCGCCGGCAAGAUGGGAUCCACUUCGAAGUACGUUUCCUUGUCGAGGUGGAAGCGCUAGAUCAAUCGGCUCAUCUGAUCUUCUCGACACGUCUUGGGCAUAUUCGAAAAAACUUCGACCCACGGGACAGGCCAUACACGGCGGAAGUGGUUCUGCCCGGGGACAAGGUAACGGAUCUGCACGUGUCAAGCAGUCCCUUCUACAAGAGCGGUAGCACCUUUGAGGUGAAGCUAAGGAGCAUAAAUUUCAAGAAGGAUACCAUCAUUUUCAGGAAGAAGACCAGACCCAAGGACGUGAUCUUUCGUGUCACUUUGUUGACGAUUAAACCCGAGACACCCACCCCCGGGGAGGACUUUGUCUUCACGUGCGAUGCUACAUGCCAAAUCCCGAUCCACUUUAAGAAUGACGACUUCUGUGACUGUCCUGGUUGCGAGGACGAGCCCGAUACCGGAUGGACCUGUGACACAUGUGGCACCUCCAGCACCUCAACAAGCCGUACUACAACGACUACUACAUCGAGUAGCACAUCAUCAUCCACAUCCUCGACAACCAGCAGCUCCACCACCAGCUCCAGCAGCUCCACAACGAGUUCAUCUUCAAGCACUACAUCUUCAAGCACAACAUCUUCAAGCACAACAUCUUCAAGCACAACAUCUUCCACAACUUCCAGUACCACCUCAACCACACGCGUGAGACGGCCCAGACCAAAACUGCCUCCCAAACCAACGCCGGAUGCAGUCGUCGCUAGCGCUGUGGGGACCAGCCUUGCAGGCGCGCUUGGCAUCGCGUUGGGAGUGGGUUUGGGCCUGGCUCCAGCAUUGGCCGCCAUCUUUGUGGCCAACGGCCAAGUCACCAUAUCGGUGCCGGAUCCAGGUAAGUUCAAGAGCGAUUCGCGGGCCUCGCGCGCCCUGAAAAAGGCCAUUGCGGAGCUGGCCGGGCCUGAGGUCACCGAGGCAGCCGUGACGCUGGCCUUCGGCUGCAUCGCUACGGCGCGCGGCGUGGUGCGCUCAGUGCGCAUUGCAGGCCGCCUGCUGCAACAGAUGCUCGACAUUUGCUUCCAGGUGGAGUUGCAAGGUCAAGAGACCAGCGCAACGCUACUGCUUUUGCUGUUGGCGAAACGGGUGAAGAAGUCUGCCAACGGCUCUCCUCGUUCGAUUCCUCGGUGGCCGCCCGCAUCAUCAACCGCUAUUUAGCCGAAGAAGGCCUAGAUCCAAGCGCUGUAGAAGUGGUGCGGUGGAAUGCGGAUCCCAACCCCACGGCGGGCAAUCCGAGCGACCGUCCCUCCGUAACCCCGGGGGAUCAGGACUUCACACCUCCCAGUGGUGUGAACUUUGGAAGAUUGCUCAGGCAGCGUUAAAAAAACGCCACGUGCUUCGUUCUUAUUUGCAAUGAUUACCCGC